Messenger RNA from Drosophila subpulchrella, 1101 nucleotides. RefSeq names its product UDP-glycosyltransferase UGT5 (gene Ugt49B2). NCBI's taxonomy places the organism in Eukaryota, Metazoa, Arthropoda, Insecta, Diptera, Drosophilidae. The record is from RefSeq and is a predicted model, not a curated record. Gene Ontology annotation, molecular function: UDP-glycosyltransferase activity.
AUGGGGAACUUAAUAAGGUAUUUUAUCGCCCGCAUUCUGGCACCUUUCUUCCUACCCAUACCUAGCCAUUUUACGAUGACAAAUGCUAUUAUAAGAGAACUGGUAAAACGUGGACAUGAGGUCACAUUCAUAGCUCCGUUUUCGUUGGCCAAGGACUUGGGGCCAAACUAUAGAGAAAUUCUUUUGCACCAUUAUGACUCAUGGGGAGAUGUUUCUGCAAAGAUGAAUACAAAAUUGGCGCUGGAUAUGAUUGACUUGUCAGGAUCACACUUGCGUCUGAGCCAACACAUUGGUAUCCAAUCAACGGAUUUUGCACUGGCCCAUCCGGAAGUUCAGGAUCAAAUUCACGCCAAAGAUAAGAUCGGUAAAAUCGAUCUUCUCCUUGCGGCACAGUUCUACAAUGAGGGUGCUCUAAUGCUCGGCCAUCUCUACCAAGUACCCGUCAUUACCAUAGCACCCUUUGCCUAUGCCAACUACUUCAGCCAAAUCUUUGGCUCUAUAAAUCCCUUAUCAUACGUCCCAAAUACUUUAAUGAAAUGCACCGAUAGAAUGACAUUGUGGGAGCGAUUGAAAAAAGUCUCCUUUUACCCGGCCCAGGAUGCCAUUAUCAAGAAGUAUUUUGGCAAGUUUUUACCAGAAGUGCCGACGGUUACACGAAACAUCUCGGAUUAACUAAUAAACAGCUACAUGCCGCUGACAUCACCGAUACCAAUGUCCUUAAGCAUGAUUUCGGUGGGUGGACUGCAAAUCCAGCCACCCAAAGCUCUGCCAGAAAACAUAAAAAACUUCCUUGAUGAUGCAGAGUUCGGUGCUAUCUACUUUAGUUUAGGAUUUCAAGUGCGCAGUGCUGACAUGAUGAAGAUGUUCCUAGGAGUCUUCGGCAGCUUAGAACAACGUGUCCUUUAGAAAUUCGAAAGCGACCAGUGGUCGAAUAUUCCCGACAAUGUCAGGACUGAAAAGUGGUUACACCACGAUAUAUUGGCCCAUCCGAAUGUUAAAGUUUUCAUUGCCCACGGCGGACUCUUUGGAAUGCAAGAGGCAGUUUAUCACGCUGUUCCGGUGCUCGGAAUGCAAUUCUAUUUUGAUCAGGCUCUGAACUAA